Molecule: messenger RNA, 159 nt
Organism: Suillus paluster
Lineage: Eukaryota; Fungi; Basidiomycota; Agaricomycetes; Boletales; Suillaceae
Exons: 1
Source: RefSeq, a predicted model, not a curated record
UUUUCCACUCGCUCAUUGAGAUUCAUGGACACCUAUAGAAAAGGACUCAAUGGUAAGCAAGCAGCAUGGGCCUCGAAGAAGUACCGUGGUCAUCAAACUUCACCUGAAACAAUUAUGCGAGAUUUGACAGAUGCCGGUUUGGUUGGCAACAUUCAUUAA